AAUAACCAUCUCACUACCAGCAUGCCACUGCUGUCUCUCUCUCUCUCUCUACCUUGCUGUCGCUCCGCCGUCCUGUCCCAGAAACCCUAGUUAGGGUUCUUCCGGAUUUCUCGCCCUGACUCCACCUCCAAAUCUUUCUCCGAUCACGCAACACUUCGUUUCUCUGUCUCUUUUUUUAUUCAGAUCCUUUCGUCGCCGCCAUGGAUGUAGCUCGCAAGAGAGGGAGGCCGGAUGCCACCAAUGGGAAUGGUGUUGAUUUGAAGCGGAGUAAACGUCGGUCAUAGGAUUAGACAAUCUGGCUUGCUCUUUUUGCCACCAUCUCAGUGUCUCUAGCUCUCAUUGAUGGUCUAUGUUCUCUACUGCAGUAGCAUUUUAACGCACGCUUCUUGUUUGUUAUUUUCCCGUAAAGUUAAAUAACGUUUCUCUAAGUAAAACACAAAAACAUGCAGUUUAUUACUUCUUCCUGAAGCUCUAAUUACAUGCUUGCGUUUUCAUUAAGUGCAGUUCUUGAUUUUUUUUUUCCCCUUCAAAAUUGUGGUUGCAAGUUGAUUUUAUGUAUUUUUAUUAGAACGGCAGUUACCAUAUUAUUUUGACACUUUCUAAUCUUAAAUAGUAAGCCUUAACGUAAAUUGGUUGUUCGCAUCGUCUACUUCAGCAAGCCAUUUUGGUUGGCAGAUACCUGUAUGAACUUGAAAUUUUAAUUGGGAAUUUCUCAUCUAACCAUUCUCUUGGUUCCCAAAGAGGAUGCUGGUCUAUUAUGUUUAGUAUCGUUAAAGAUUACAGGGGCCUCACAUUUUAUUCCCUUCUAAAAUCAUAAGCUCUGUGCAACAUUAAUAUUUGAAUUUGACAUCAUUAUGCUUCAAAUGCAUAUCAUUACAGGGGCCUCAUUAUUGUGACAGAUGGAUUGGCUGCAGAAUAAAACUUGUAUCCAAAAUUUUAUAAUUUAAAUCUGAAAGCAAUAGCUUCUUAUCAUAGGGCAGUAAAACUUGUAUUCAGAAUUUGAUAAUUCAAAUCAAACAUAUAUCUAGAUAUCUAUUAGAUUAUAAUAUUUUCCAGUUUUCAAAUUUAUUGUUUCUCUAUUCUAUUAGUUUUUAUUCCUAAAGGCAUCUUCAAUUAAUUUUGAGCUAUCAAUAGUAAAUGUUCAGAUCUCAACUGAGGACGCAUAAUUAAUGUUAUACAGAAAUGGACUCAUUCCAACCUGCUAUAGGAAGUAAAUUGAAGCCAUGCACCAAGUUUUUCAGCACUGCUGGUUGCCCCUACGGAGAGGGUUGUCAUUUUCUCCACUAUUUCCCUGGAGGUGUUCAGGCUGUGCAACAGAUAACCGGCCUAGGGAACUUGCCAUUAGUGUUGCCUGUGACAAACCCAGUCGCCCUUCCACCCUUUCAAAACAGUGCUUCUGCCCCCAUUGUAAAGACCCGUUUGUGCAACAAAUACAGCACUGCUGAAGGUUGCAAGUUUGGAGAGAGAUGUCGUUUCGCCCAUGGCGAGUGGGAGCUUGGCAAACCCGUUUUAUCAUUCAAUGAUGCCCCAAUCACAGCGCCUCCAUCUUUGGGAGUUGGGCUUCGGUUUGAACCUACUCCCCAUAGUGUGCAUCUAGCUGCCAGCUUUGGAGCCUCUGCCACUGCAAAGAUAAGUGUCAAUGCAUCCCUUGCAGGCAUCAUAAUCGGUAAGGGCGGAGUCAAUACUAAGCAGAUAUGCCGCUUGACUGGAGCAAAGUUAUCGAUACAGGACCAUGAUUCGGAUUCGAGCCUCAAAAACAUAGAGAUGGAGGGAACUUUUGAUCAGAUCAACCAGGCUAGUGCAAUGGUAAGAGAUCUCAUCAUCAACAUCACUGCUAGCACUAAACUGCCAGUCAGGAAUCCUGCUGCAUCCAAAACUGCUCUCGGGAACAACUUCAAGAGCAAAAUUUGUGAUAACUUUACUAGAGGUACCUGCACUUACGGCGAUCGAUGCCAUUUCGCUCAUGGAGACAACGAGCUGCGCAAAGUCCCUGUGUGAUGAAACCUGGUAACAGGUAACGUUUGACAACUUGUGUUGUUUUUUGCCAUCAUCUGCCAUUUUUGAUUUGUGAGGUGGUGGAAACAUUUUAGAUGCUUAGUAUCCAUGCAAUCUUAGACCUUUUAGGUCUCUUAAAUCCUAAUGCUAAUUCACACUGCAAUAUUCUGUUCUUUUAGUUACUCAAUGAAUUUGUCUGAAGUGUAGGAGUAAUUUCAUAUUUGAUUAUGUA
Messenger RNA from Zingiber officinale, 2227 nucleotides. Its product is annotated as zinc finger CCCH domain-containing protein 14-like. Gene Ontology annotation, molecular function: metal ion binding; mRNA binding. Lineage: Eukaryota; Viridiplantae; Streptophyta; Magnoliopsida; Zingiberales; Zingiberaceae. The transcript is spliced from 3 exons. Bases 1183 to 1998 code for a protein of 271 amino acids. The record is from RefSeq and is a predicted model, not a curated record.